GAGAAGUGCACACUCGGCACAAAGCCUGCGGAGCUACAGCGAAUAGAGGCCAGCAAGUUCUGCGAGGACGCAAUGGCGGAGUCCACGACCAUCCGCCUUGACGCACUGUUGAACUACAUUGGCGACUGCCACAUCGAUGUCACCUGCACCGUUGGCAGCCUGGUUCUGCGGCGACUGCAAGUCACUGGCGAGAUUGUGAUUGAGCUGGUAAGGCUCCAGAAGCACCCUCCCUGGUUCAGUGGGGACUUGGUGGUUGAAACAGAAGUUCUCGGUCUCAACGCCAACUUCGAAUUCAUUAAGCAGAAGUUGGUGGCAGCCCUGGGUGACGUCAUUGCUGGGCAGGCAGUUCUUCCGAACCGGUUCUGCAUUCCGAUUGGCGACGCCAUUAGCGAGGUUGACCUCCGAAUGCCAACUCCGCAGGGGGUGCUUAGACUCGUGGUGCUGGAAGCCGUUGGGCUCCCGGAUCCUGGACGCUCGCACUGGCACAACGUGUUCCGACCCUUCCUGGGUUCAAGGGGAGUCACCGAAGGACCAGACGUGCAUCCUUACGUGGAGGUGGCUAUCGGCGCCCAGGUUCAGAGGACGAUCGUGGUGAACGGCAGCCUCUCCCCAAAGUGGGAGCACGGCAACUGCUUCGACUUCGUCGUUGACGACAUCAAGCGCCAGGAGAUGCAGUUUGCUGUCCACGACAGCGACACAGGAGCUUUCAAGUGGAAGGCCACAGUGCUGGGCUCGAAUGGAGCGAAGUUGGCCUCCUUGCUCGAAGGGCAGAAGCUGGAG
Messenger RNA from Symbiodinium pilosum, 780 nucleotides. Lineage: Eukaryota; Dinophyceae; Suessiales; Symbiodiniaceae. The record is from the annotation of a GenBank genome assembly.